Molecule: messenger RNA, 2828 nt
Organism: Hyla sarda
Lineage: Eukaryota; Metazoa; Chordata; Amphibia; Anura; Hylidae
Gene: LITAF
Product: lipopolysaccharide induced TNF factor
Exons: 4
Coding region: 205-690 (161 amino acids)
Biological process (GO): regulation of cytokine production
Molecular function (GO): zinc ion binding
Source: RefSeq, a predicted model, not a curated record
UGGUAACCAGUGCAAUUUUCUGUAGUAAAGUACAAUGUCAGCUGUUAAAAGCUUAAUAUUUCAGACCACUGUGGGACCAAUGAAUGAGGCCUGCAUCAGUAAUAAGCACCUGCAGUAACCAUGACAACUACAGGACCACCGCUUAUGUCAUAAUGGAAGAUCCCACAAAACAAGGGCUCGCUGCUAUGAUCAGUGCCAUCUUGGAUGCACCUUCGGACCUUGAGCUUGACUAUGGUCACAAUGCAGCCAACAGGGAAUUACAAUGUCAUUCCAAGCGAGUAUGUGGUUCCAUCAGCACCGCCGUCAUAUGAAGAAGCCACAUUUUGCCAUCAUCCGUAUCCUCCACCUCAUCCAGGGAUGGAAGCAAAACAUUUGAACCCCACUCCUCCUUAUGUGGUCCAGCCAGUACCUAUGCCAGCUCCAGUUACAGUCCAAACUGUGUAUGUGCAGCAUCCAGUCACCUUUCACGAUCGUCCCAUCCAGAUGUGCUGUCCUCGGUGUAGCAGAUUGACGACAACUCGUCUUGUUCAUACGUCUGGGGCUUUGGCUUGGUUAUCUUGUGGUGGAUUGUGUCUUCUUGGGUGUGGAUUUGGCUGCUGCCUCAUUCCUUUCUGUAUCGAUUCUCUGAAGGACGUAGAUCAUUACUGCUCCCACUGCCAGGCUUUACUUGGUUCUUACAAACGUAUAUAAGCCAGACUGCUCUAAAGCUUCCCUGUUCUAUGUUUUGUUUUCUAUCUAGAACUAUGCAAACUUUUGCCUGUAAAUAAUGGAGCUUACUUUUCCCUACCAUCUAUUUUUAUAUGAAUCUAUUUGUGGAGUACAUAGCAGUCAACAUCUGGAACUUGUAGGAAAUUGAACCGUCCUGGUUUGUAUGGGGAAGGGGACCAUAUUCUGUUUUAUCACACUGUGGAAAACCUUUUUAUUAUCUUUAAAGCUUUUGAUGUACCAUUCAUGAAAAACUUGGACAGCUGACUUUGAGGCAGAUAAAAGCGGACCUGGAAAAAGUGUUAUCAUAUGAGUAAAACGAUCCCCCUCAUCGCUGCAGAAUAACCAAGUGCUGUCAUGGUGGAGAUCGAAACCACAACAUAGUAAUUUACAUACAUGGUGCACUUUAUUAUUGCCAUCCACUAGUAAAGCUUUUAACAUGAAGGAACCUUACUUAUUGUCAUCUUACAUUUUAAUGGUAAUGUAUCAUCUGGAUGAAUGACCACUAGAAUCUAUCUUUUUAUUUGUUCCCUGCAUGAUGUACGUGACACUUUGAGCAUGUGUUGUACUGUGGAGUAUAUAUACUGAUAGGUCUUAUCUUCUAUGUAUGUUUUGCUUUACUACUUGUGGAUCUGCUAAAAGCAUUUUCCUGUCAAACUUUAAAAAUUAGCCAUCACAGGGUAGAUCUUUGUUGUUUAUUGUCCAUUUAACAGGACCUGUCAGGCCCAAUAUACAAUGGUUAACAUACUUAUAUAUAUUGAUUGUGAUUCUUUGAUUCCAAGUACUUUUUUUCUCUUAUGGCCACAAACCAAUCUCCCCACCACCAGUUUUCCCACAAUAUGCACUAUUACUUUUAAUUAUGUUAAUUCAUGACCACUAAAUGGGCUCUACCACCCACCCAGUGUCGAAACGCGUGAAUGUGAGCCAUUCUGACAAUGGGUAGUCACCAGCAGUGUGAUCUCUUACAUGGUUUGACAUGAUCAUUCUUUAGGGCCAACUCUGACACUGUCUUCACAGAUUGGCCUAGGCUCAUGCCCCUUUUGACACUGGAUGGUGGAGACCUUUUAAAGGGGUACUCCGCUGCUCAGUGUUUGGAACAAACUGUUCCGAAUGCUGGAGCUGGCGCAUGGAGCUUGUGACUUCAUAGUCCCGCCCCCUCAAUGCAAGUCUAUGGCAGGGGGCGUGACAGCAGCCCCAUAGACUUGCAAUGAGGGGGCGGGGCAUGAUGUCAUGAGGGGGCGUGGUUAUUACAUCAAGAGCUCCCUGGGCCAGCUCCAGCAUUCGGAACAGUUUGUUCCAAACGCUGAGCAGCGGAGUACCUCUUUAAGUUGUAAGUUUAUCAGAGGACCACAGCCAGUAACACAUGCGGUCAUCAUUACUUUUUGCAUUACUUUUUAAAUACCUUUCUCCAACAGUCAAUUUAUAGGCGUGCGUUUAGCUAUGCACCUCCUAGGUCAGACAAAAUGUAAAAAUAUUGGAGAUUUAUCAAAACCUGUGCAGAGGAAAAGUUGAGCAGUUGCGCAUAGCAACCAAUCAGGUAGAUAAAAAAUUUUUUUUUUUUUAUUUCAGAGGCGUUUUAAACAAUUAAGAAGCAAUCUGGUUGCGAUUAGCAACUGGUCAACUUUUCCUUUUCACAGGUUUUGAUAAAUCUCCCCAUUAGCUAUAUUUUUAUUUUAUUUUGGUAUUUUUUUUAUUUUUUUUUGUGUAAUAUCGGCUAGGUGGUUGGGAUAAUAUACAGGAAAUAUAAGGUUCUGUUGUAAUUUUCAUUUUUUAUUAUAAUAGUGUUAUGGUCAUUUUCUGGUAUGGUCAUUUUCAUGGUUUGGUUUGGGGUAAUACAGCAGUCUAACACUUAUUACAGCAAUCCAUUGAUCACAUGAUUAGAACUGGAAGCCGCAAAGUCAUUAUGGCUUCUGCUGAGCUGUGCACACCGUAUUCUGAGUAUACAGGCAAAGUAAUAUGCAGACCAGCUGGACAUUUGUAAUCUACUUUUGAAUUCACUUCUUGGUUUAAAGGGGUACUCCGGCGCUUUAACAUCUUAUCCCCUAUCCAAAGGAUAGGGCAUAAGAUGCCUGAUCGCUGGGGUCCCGCCGCUGGGGACCCCUGUGAUCUUGCACGCAGCACCC